Molecule: messenger RNA, 1643 nt
Organism: Castor canadensis (American beaver)
Lineage: Eukaryota; Metazoa; Chordata; Mammalia; Rodentia; Castoridae
Source: RefSeq, a predicted model, not a curated record
CUCUCCCUGGGCCUGCUUCCCGCGCCCAAGCUCGGGGCGACGUGCCCACCCUGGGCGAGCAGCCUGAGGCUGGAUCUCGAGGAUGCCAGCUUCCUAGCGGACGCUCAGGCGUGGAGAUUUCAUUCACAGGUGUUCCCCCACUUACGCAGACGGCGAUGACCCCCAAGCCGGCCGGACCCCCGGACGGGGGCUGGGGCUGGGUGGUGGCGGCCUCAACCUUCGCCGUGAACGGGCUUUCCUACGGGCUCUUACGUUGUCUGGGCCUUGCCCUUCCUGACUUCGCGGAGCACUUUGAACGAAGCGCCCAGGACACUGCGUGGGUCAGCGCCCUGGCCUUGGCCGUGCAGCAGGCAGCCAGCCCAGUGGGCAGCGCUCUGAGCACACGCUGGGGGGCGCGCCCCGUGGUGAUGAUCGGGGGCGUUCUUACCUCGCUCGGCUUCUUCUUCUCGGCUUUCGCCCAAAGCCUGCUGCACCUCUACCUCGGCCUGGGCCUCCUCGCUGGCUCCGGCUGGGCCCUGGUGUUCGCCCCUGCCCUCGGUACCCUCUCCCGUUACUUCUCCCGCCGUCGGGUCUUGGCGGUGGGGCUGGCACUCACCGGUAACGGGGCCUCCUCUCUAGUCCUGGCGCCCGCCUUGCAGCUCCUCCUUGAUACUUUCGGCUGGCGGGGCGCCCUGCUCCUCCUUGGCGCUGUCACCCUCCAUCUCACCCCCUGUGGCGCCCUGCUGCGACCCCUAGCCCUUAUUGGUGACCCCCCGGCCCCACCCCGCAGCCCCCUAGCUGCCCUUGGCCUGGGUCUCUUCAAGCGCCGGGCCUUUUCAAUCUUUGCUCUCGGAACAGCCCUGAUUGGGGGCGGGUACUUCGUUCCCUACGUGCACUUGGCCCCUCACGCUUUAGACCGGGGUCUGGGGGGGUACGGGGCAGCGCUGGUGGUGGCUGUCGCUGCGGUGGGGGAUGCGUGCGCCCGACUGGUCAGUGGGUGGCUGGCAGACCAGGGCUGGGUUCCCCUUCCGCGGCUGCUGGCCGUGUUCGGGGCUCUGACAGGGCUGGGGCUGCUGGCAGUGGGACUAGUGCCCGCGGUGGAGAGCGAGGAGGGCUGGGGGGGCCCCCUGUUGGCAGUGGCUGGUGCCUACGGACUGAGCGCCGGGAGUUACGCCCCUUUGGUUUUCGGUGUGCUUCCGGGGCUGGUGGGCAUUGGAGGUGUGGUGCAGGCCACUGGGCUGGUGAUGAUGCUGAUGAGCCUCGGGGGACUUCUGGGCCCUCCCCUGUCAGGUAAGGGCCGAUUCAGCAGAUUCACUCACAAUCAUCGUAUGCCUCUAGGGUGCCAGGCCUUUAAAUUCGUUUACCCCUCCCCUCAGGCUUCCUAAGGGAUGAGACAGGAAAUUUCAGUGCCUCUUUCCUGGUGUGCGGCUCUUUCAUCCUCUUUGGCAGCUUCAUCUACAUGGGGCUUCCCAGAGCUCUCCCCUCCUGCCGUCCAGCCUCACGUCCAUCUACCCCUCCCCCUGAGAGGGGGGAGCUGCUCCCAGUUCCCCAGGUUGUGCUGCUCUCCCCAGGAGGCCUUGACUCCACUAGGGAUACCACUUGUUGAUCAUUUUCAUGUUUGAGCCUCUCCCCUAAUAAAGAAUUUUUAUCUGAUUUUCCUGAAA